AUGGGACAUAUUGAAGAGGUAGAGGCUCUUGGGAAAUCUCUGACUUCUAAGACCCCGUGGAAUGAGGCAGAUGUCGAAACUUUUGUCUCGAUCCUUCGUCACCUUCGGGGUAAAUUUGGUUCCGGUGACAAGGGCAUAAGUCUGGAGGUCUGUGCUAAAACGUUGAGCGUAUUGGCUUCUCUACUUGAUGAUCUACUUAAUACUCCGAUCUGUCGGAAAUUUUUGGACCAAACGGAGGGAAGGGAUCAUUUGGUUCUCUCUGUGGCACUUCAGUGUCUUGUCAAUUGUCAUUCCUACAUGAAGACACACGAUAUGCCAACUUCCGGUGAAAUCACGGCUACAAUAACGAAUACUCUGCUUUAUAGUCCAGACGUAACCAAUUGGGUCUAUUCUCUCAAAUCUACUACGCUUAUCCCCCUAUGGCGAGCUAGGAUAGGUUAUUCGGCCUUCGUACUAAUCACUGAACUUAUCACUGCUGCUCUACAAUCUGGAAUUCAUCCAGAUUUUAAUCGGUUCCUUGAUCAUGCAGCUCAGUGUUUACGAACUAUUACUGUAUAUGGAGGAGAGAAUGUUCAGCUAAUGCAGAAUUGGUAUGAGCACACCAUACUCCUAAUUUCUGCUCUCUGUAAUGUUACUCCACGAGAAGCUUACUGGCAACAAGAUUCGAAACGCCCUGAACACGCCGUUCAACUUUCCUCUGCUCUAGGCACUAUUCUACUUCUUCACGACUAUGAAGGUGGCUUUAAGGAGAUUGACACUCCUUCUAUGAUAAAGCUGGCAGAAUUGUGUAUGAAAUUUUGUGGACCGUUGGUAAACAAGUCAUCUGCGAUGUGGAUUAAAACUGUAAUGGACAUUCUCAAGUAUUGUAUUUAUGAGACACCGUUCAGGAUUAAGCAUGAACAGGAUUAUGUGAAGAAGAGAUACGGCCCUCUUGUAAAGCAACUCCCUGGUGAAAAUCUCCCUCGAAUGCUCGGGAUUCUUCGAGGCACCGUUCAUUUGAUACUUCACCUACUUCCACCGGUCUGCGACCCUCCUAAUGCAAGUUGGUCCAUGCUGGAAGAUGAGGAUCUAUCAGAUCUCGUCUUCACGAUUGGUGAUGUGAUGGUACUUGUGGACUCAUUGUUGCAGGAACACCUUUCAAAACAGGAACCCAUCGGACCCCGAAAAAAAGCUCCAAGCCUUAUGAGCUCUAUGGCACGUCCUACAUAG
Molecule: messenger RNA, 1209 nt
Organism: Rodentolepis nana
Lineage: Eukaryota; Metazoa; Platyhelminthes; Cestoda; Cyclophyllidea; Hymenolepididae
Source: the annotation of a GenBank genome assembly